Molecule: messenger RNA, 3375 nt
Organism: Brassica napus (rape)
Lineage: Eukaryota; Viridiplantae; Streptophyta; Magnoliopsida; Brassicales; Brassicaceae
Exons: 9
Coding region: 1694-3214 (506 amino acids)
Cellular component (GO): membrane
Source: RefSeq, a predicted model, not a curated record
AUGGGACAGAGUAAAGUUCGGAAAAGAAUAAUUUGGAUCGUUAAGAAUGUGCAGGUCACGCUAAGGCGGCGCGUAUUAAUCACGAUCCAGUGAUUAUAAGCGCCGUUUCAGCUCGUAAUUUAGAUGGGUUUUGUUAUGUGGGUUAUAGGUCUAAGAGCAUAUGAUUAUCGCUAAAUUGGGUUUAAGAGUUUCUUAAUUUUUUCUUUCUUUUGCUUUUUUUGGUCCAAAAAAAUAAAAAAAUAAAUAAAAAAGAAACCAAUCGUGAGCCGCCACGUGUCAGUGGGAUCCGCGAAUAGUACAUGAAACCAACACAAGUCGAUCCUUAUUUGAUCACUUUUGUUACCGCUUUUUUGCUGAUUUGUGGAGCCACCACUAUUUUUUUUUUGUAAAACCCCCUUAGAAACCAGCGAUAAACAUGGUCUUAUACCCCAGUUCGGAAACUCGCUAGGCGUUCCUCCAGGAACGCUCGGGCUGGAACUAGCACUAAAUAAAAAUAUCAAAAUUUUGCGAGAAUUAAUCUGCGAUUUAUUUUUGGUUAUAUAUGGCGUAUUGGUAACAAUUUCCUCGAAGUUCACUUGGUGUAGCAGUUAAGGUACGUUUUAUCUACCUGGCAACCCGAGUUCGAACAUGGUGAUGGAAUUUUUGUAGUUUUUUAGAAAUAAAUUAAAUGAGGAGUAAAUUUUUCAUUUACUUAGCAUCUUCUUCAUUAGGUUUUCUGCAACAAAAAUUCGAUGGUUCUUCCAAUUUUUACGAAUUUUAGAUCGAUUUCUUUGUUUUUCUUGUUGUUUUCAAGUAAACUUCAUGAAUUGCACUAACUUGCCACGGUACUCAAUCGUGCAGCUAUUUUCUGGGCAAUGACUCGCCAACUCGGCCGAGUUUUAGAAGAGGGUCUAAUAGUAAUUCAUGUUCGGCUAAGAUCAACCGAUCAGCGAUUAGCCGAGUUUUUGAACAUGGGUAGUAAUAGGUUAUACAAGACGAAUACGUCACGUCUAGAGGCCUAGAUGGAUUCUGAUUGGGUUUUUGAAUUUUAUUUACAAAUAUAGUAAUUGUAAACUAUUAAAACCACUGAAACUAUUAUGUACGUAGUCAGGAAAAUUCUCAAAUUCAAACUGUAUUUUUGUGAAAGAACUGUCUCGACCUGGUUCAUCAUCCAUGAAACAAAUGCCAUGCUAGGAGUCUGUAGUAGUCUACAAACACAUAACAACAUGUGAUAUUUUUCUAUAUUGUAUCCAAGAUUCAAAUUAGUAAAACGACCAAAAAACAAGUGUUAUGUGAAUGAGAAUCUCAAAAACACUUUCAUAUGAGAUGGAUGUGUAAUCUUUGUAAUACACAUUUGGGCCGAGCUCAUAUACACCAGGUCGCAAACCAGGAGUCUGGUUAUAUAUAUUUCUUACCUACAUGCUUUAUUAUCAUGUAUAGUUUGAUCUUUUUACCUUUUUAGCAAAAGGGAAAACAAUAGAAAAAAAGAAAGAGUCAAAUAAAAAACCCACAGAAAAUGCCCCCAGAUACGUUACUCUAUAAUCACUCUCCUUUCUUCAAUUUAACAAACAAAAAGAAACAAAACUUUUAAGAACAAUCUAGCCACAAGCUAUCCUUACCUUACUAAGUAAGCCAAAACACACGAACAAGAAAAACAUAACAAUAAUAAAUAAAAAUAUAAGUAACAUGAUUUUCGAUCAUCAACUUCUCCACCAUGACAAACAUUGGAGUCCUAUCUCAGCUCCUUUUAACAGCCGUGAUUUCUCCGGUUCUAGCAGUUUCCAGUUUAUCAAACGGUGGAGAUCAUGAGAGGUUUAAGAGACGUGAUCCUCUUAACAGCUUUACGUAUUACAACGGAAGUUUCGACGUUAGAGACAAACAUUACUGGGCAGCUACGGCAUUUACAGGAAUACACGGUUACGCCGUCGCCGGAGUGUUGCUUAUUGCCGGCGUAUGUUUUGGACUUUACCUAGCUUUCUCCGACAAAAGAAGACGCGUUUCUUCCACGCGAUGCCCAUAUCUGGACCGUUACUAUCUUCCUCUCUUCUUACUUCUCCUCCUCUUCAUGUUUCUCUCCAUGGCAGCGUCAGGGAUAGUUAUAGCAGCGAACCAGAGCUCGAAGAACAGAACAGAGGAGAUGAAAGAGACAAUAGACAAAGCAGGAGAGGAUGUUGAUAGAAACAUACGUACAGUGAUAACAUCGCUAACGAGAAUACAGUACUUGUUGCGUCCGUACGAUCAGAAAACGACUCAGCUUCUUAAUGUCACUAGCCAUCGACUUAGAAAAGGAUCUCUGCUUAUUCAAAGCUUUGUUCACACUAACAGUCCCACCAUUGAUCUCGCCAUCAACAUCUCGUAUGUAACUCAUCUUAUGAUUGCAUCAACUAGCUUGUUUGUUCUGCUUCUGGCCUUUGCUCCUAUCUUGCUUCAUUGGCAUCCUGGAUUCAUUAUGGUGAUAUUCUUGUGUUGGAUCUUAACCACUCUUUGUUGGGUUCUAACUGGCUUUGAUUUCUUCCUUCACACAUUCGUAGAAGACGUUUGUUCAGCUUUCAGUGGUUUUGUACAAAACCCACAGAACAAUACAUUGUCAAGUCUUUCCCCUUGCAUGGAUCCUCUUCACGCUGAUAAAACCCUAAUAGAAGUCAGCUCAAUGAUCCGUAAUUUCAUCACCGAGUUAAACUUAAAAGUAGCAGAUUCAAUGCGGUCUUAUUCAUUGACUGGUCGGAGUAAUACUGCAUCGCUGAUACCAAAAUCUGGACUGGUAUGUGAUCCGUUUGCUGGACAACAGAUUAACAGCUAUACACCACAACGCUGCUCCAAUGGAGCCAUUCCAAUAGGCGAGUUCCCAAAGGUUCUUUCGAGAUUCACAUGCCACGACAAAGUUCCACCGGAAACCUGCAGAAUUACUGGGAAGUUCAUCCCGGAAGCAGCUUACCUAAGAGUCUAUGCUUACAGCAACUCAGCUCAAGGGAUGCUAGACAUAUUGCCGUCUCUUCAAAACCUAACACAAUGCCUUUACAUGAAAGACACGUUAUCGAGCAUCGUCUCUAACCAGUGUAAACCCUUUAGGGCUUCCAUGUAUCGGCUUUGGGCAUCGAUGCUUGCUCUCUCUCUUGUCAUGAAGGUUAUGGUGUUGCUCUUCCUCGCUAAAGCUUUCCAAGAGAAAGGAAAGAGUUUUGCUUGGUUUUCGAUUUAUCCAACUUCUUCUGGAGAAACACGACAAGUGAAUAUAUAGAGUGGUGACUGGUGAGUGUGUAUAUGCAUUGAUUUUGUUUUGUAUUUACUAAUUUUGUUUAAUAGUACUUAAAGAAUUGUAUGCAGGACACAAAAUGUAUCAAAUUUGCAUGUAAUAAGUGUGACUCAACAAGUAUUUGUCAUACCAUACGUUUUUUCAUU